UUAUUUUCUACCUACUAUUUUUCUUGUUGUUUCGUUUUUCCUUCUUUCGGGCUCUCCGUCCUUUUCCCCACGAGCUGUCGAGGCUGAGACCCGCUGUAUGAGCGCGUCACCUCUGCGGGCGCCCUGCGCUCUGACCAGGCUGCGGGCGGUUCGUACCAGCUUCGCUCCGGCCGCCGUCCCGCGGGCGAGCACUGAGUUGUGCGUCACCCUCCGGAGCAGGACGCACCCUGCCCUCGCUCCUGCUUUUCCCCUCGGUGUUUCUCUCGCUCGCAGUUCCCGGAGCGGCUCCAGGUGUGAGCUAUGAGGGUAUCUAUGCCAGCUGUGGCGGUGUGGGGGAGAAUUGCUCCCUCGCACAGCAUCACUGCCAUUAUGAUUACAGAUGACCAGCGGACUAUUGUUACGGGAAGUCAAGAGGGGCAAAUAUGUCUCUGGGAUCUUUCAUCAGAAUUAAAGAUUUCAUCUAAAGAAAUUCUCUUUGGCCAUACUGCUUCUAUAACAUGUUUGGCAAAAGCAAGAGAGUUUGAGAAACAGCCAUACGUAGUAAGUGCUACUGAAAAUGGGGAGAUGUGUGUUUGGAAUGUCACUAGUGGACUGUGCAUUGAGAACACAAAGCUUCCUUAUAGGCAUACAGCAAUCUAUUAUUACCAUUGCUCUUUCCGAAUGACGGGUGAAGGCUGGCUUCUUUGUUUUGGAGAAUAUCAAGAUGUUCUUAUUAUUGAUGCUAAGACUUUGGGUGUUCUGCACACUUUGUCUUCUCAGUCUUCUGACUGGAUAAAUUGUAUGUGUAUUGUUCACUCCGCAAGAAUUCAAGAAGACUCAUUGGUUGCUGUGUCUGUAACUGGAGUUCUUAAAGCAUGGGACCUAUCUUCAUCUUUGACUAGCAUACAGGAGAGGCAAAAUGUGUGUGAAAAGGAAUCAAAGUCUCUGGACUGUAUAAACUGCCGAGCAAUACGGUUUUGCACUUACACAGAAAGGCUCCUUCUGGUUGUGUCUUCCAUAUGCUGGCAGGUCUACGAUUAUUGUGAUUUCUCCUUGCUGUGUACUGAGUUCUGUAAGAGUGGUCAGUGCUUUGCUGGUGGGGAAGUACUAGCAGCUUACAGGCUUAUCAUCUGGACAGAAGAUGGUUACAGUUACAUCUACCAGCUGCUAAACAGUGGACUUUCCAAAAGCAUAUAUCCUGCAGAUGGGAAGGUGCUGAAAGAAACUGUUUAUCCUCAUUUACUCUGCUUUACUGAUGUGAAAGAAAAUAAGAGUUUCCCUUUUGUCAUGGGCUUUAUGAAUGAAAGAAAGGAGCCUUUCUAUAAGAUCCUUUUUUCUGGUGAAGCUUCAGGAAGAAUCACUUUGUGGCAUGUUCCUGAUGUUCCUGAAUCAACAUUUGAUGGUUCACCAAAAGAAAUUCCAGCUUCAACAACGUGGACUCUCCAGGAUAAUUUUAAUAAAGCCCAUUCAAUGGCAGAGGGCAUUAUAGAUCAUCUUUGUGAGUCUAAAGACGGAAUUGAAAAUGCAGUUGUGACUUCCUCUAUGUACAUACCCAGUCUAGAUAAGCUCGUCUGUGGAUGUGAAAAUGGGGAGAUUGUCAUAACUCCAGGUCUGGAAACUGCAAGAUCAAGACUUCUAGAAAAUGUGUCCUUGAAAGGUAAUCUACCUCAUAAAGUUUUGAAUGGGCAUAGUAGCAGAGUUACAUGUUUACUUUAUCCACAUGGUAAUUCAGUAAGGUUUGAUCCCAGCUGGCUGUUAUCAGGGAGCCAGGAUUCUACAGUGAUCUGUUGGGAUAUAUUUACUGGAAAAGUCUUGCAUCAAUUUAUUCUGCAAUCUGGUCCAGUGACAGAGCUAUUGAGAUCUCCAGAAAACUGCAAAUUGCAAUAUCAUAGUGUAGUGUGCUGCUUGUGCAGUGAUCACUCAGUAGCAGUUCUACACCUUCAGAAGAAAGUUUGUCUCUUACAUGCCAGAAAACAUCUGUUUCCUGUGAAGAAGAUAAAAUUUGACCCCAUUGAAAAUCUGCUAAUUGUUGGGUGUGAAGAUGAUUCAGUUUAUGUUUGGGAAAUUGAAACAGGCACCUUGGAACGACACGAAACAGGUGAAAUAGCAAAAGCAAUCCUUUCUUCCAUUGAAGAUUCAGAAUACUUAGUGGCAGAUUCUCUACAUUCUGUAUAUCAGGAGUCAAAAAGAAAUAAAAAUGUUCAAUACAAAUCCUCCAGCUCUUAUAAGCAUGGUAUGACCUCUUACAACCUUACUCAGACGGAAAAAUCUUCUGAUAAGGUAAUGGAUAACAGCCUUAUUCAACAGCCCUUUGCUGUUUUACCAGUUAAGACAAAAUGGAACAAUGCAAACUUUCAUGUUCUCUUAUUUGAUGUGGAAAAACUUGUGGAUCUUCUGCUGUCAUCUCAACCCUGUGGAUUAAAGUCAUCAAAUUCAUUCCACAACUAUGAUGCUCUAGAAAGAGCCAAAAGUACCACUGAGAAAAGAGCACUGACAUUAAAAAGAAAUAAAACUCCUGGGUUCACAUUGUCAGUGGAUGAACAAGUAGAUACUGUUUGUGCAAACCAGGCCAAUAGAGAUUCUAACACAAUUAGACCUUUGGAAGAAAGUGGUGGCAUAAAAAGACAGAAAAAAAUGAAGAGUUCAAGAAAGACUAAAGUGCAGCCAUCAGAAAACAUCGACGUGAACAUCACCACAGAUACAGCUAAACUGCUUUUGUCCUGUCUCUUACCCUGGGGUGUAAAUAAAGAAGUAGAUAAUCUUUGUGUUGGGCAAUUAGAUAUCUUAAGGCUGCAGAGUCCGGUUGCUUUUGGACUUGUGUCAAAUGAAAGCCACCUCUCACUGAUGUUGCCAGGAUGGAAAUGUACUGAUGGUGGAGUGCUAGAAGAACACACUGUAAGCAACUUGUUUUCAAAAAGAGUGCUUGAUUUAUCAAACAAGUACCUUGCUACAACUGAAGGACACACUGCUGAGAAAGAUGGAGCAGGGAAUAAUGUUUACAGAACAAAGGGAGCAGAAAUAUUUUUUUUCUUAUUAAGCAGAAUAGUUUUAAUCAACAGAGUUUUUAACAUGCCUCCAGCAGAUGCAAGUCAAAUUGAAAGCCUACAGCAACCAGAAUCUGUACACAACAAAUGGCAAAAUAUGGAAGCUGCCAUAUCUUCAUUUCCCAGUUUUUAUGGAGAGUUACCACGCAAUAAAAGAAGACAUCGUUCCUCUGAUUUGGGGAAUGCUUCACUGUUGAAACUCAUUUCUUCUUGGAGUGACCAAUCUAUAAAGAUAAUUGAGGCAAUACAAGCAGUGCUGUUGGCAGAAGUUCAGAGGACUAUGACAACCUUGAGAAAGACAGAAGUCUGCAGAGAGCCACUGGCUGUAGUAGAGAAUGGAAAUGUUAGUGUACUGAAGCAUGACAAGAACUCAAACCCCGCCAACUUCCAGGAUGUGGAGGAUGCGCCUGACAGAUAUGUCUUAGAAGAGUCUGAGAGUCCAGAUGAUAUGAAGUCACAUCCCUGGAUAUCUAAGGUGUGCUCCUGUAAGGUGUGUUAGAAGAUCCCACUUAGCUGGAAGAAUGCGACAAUGCACAAGAUCAGCAAAGACAUAAGAUAAAGGUGGAAUGGACAUGGGAUGGCUUAUUGUGGUUAUUAUUUUAUACCUUUAACACUUCAUUUUCAGAAGAAAUAUCUUCCAUAAUGUCAGCUGUUCUUUGCUGAUUUACUGAAUUCAUUCACACUUCUCUCACUAAUAGAUUUACAGUUAUUCAAUUUAAUUUGAUAUUUCUAACAUAGAAAAUAUCAAGUCCUUAUUUUAGAUGUUUUUCACUAGCUGCAGUAGUGAUUCCUGACAUUGAUUGACUGUGAAAAUCUUGCCUCAGUUUGAAUAUUCUUUUGAGUGCAACUAAUUUAAAUAAUCAAACUUAUUUUUUUCUCUCCUUUCUUCUCAUUUUCAUUGCCAAUAGCAUUUCAGCACUAAGCAAAAUGAAUAGCAUUUGGCUUAUUUGAAAAAAUAGAGGGUUUUUUUAUUUUAUUUUAUUUAAAGGAAAAAAGCACUGGAAUAUUUGGAAACAAUAAAAUAUAAACAACUUUGUGUUCACAGAUCUGCAUGGGAAAUUGAUUUUAAGUCUGGUUGUGUCUAGCAUGUGCAUUUUCCUUUUAUAAAUACUGCCAGCAGUGUAAUCUGAAGAUAGGUGCUCCGAUAUGAAGAUGGAGAAGCCCAUCUGAAUUCUCUACUGAAGUGAUACACUUUGUUGAAUUGCAGUUUGUGCUCAUGGGGAAAAGAAGAUACACAUCUCUGUCCUUAUAAAAAAAAAAUACUGUGUUUGGAAAAAUAUUAGCAGUUCAUUAGACUCAUAUAUCACAUAAAGUUCUGAGGGAUUUCUGCUGGUCUGCCACUCUGAGCAGCACAUUUGCUUUCUGUGUUACCAAUAGUAGGAGGGCUAAUGGAGUCAAAGAGGCUUGUAGAUGAUGUCAUCUGGAUUUGUACAAUGGUGGAAAUCACUGCCUGAUAUUAUGCUUCCUGUUAUGUUAGCCAUAAUCUGCUUUAUCUAGUAAAUUGGGGAUUUCUUUAGCGUGAAAGAAUUCUCUGGCAAUUAAUCCCUCUCUUCUUUCUGUGGGAAUGUCAUGGCCAUAGGUGUGACCAAACCUGGCUUGAAUUUGGCUGCAACAUCAUAAGAAGUAGAAUUUGAAUUGUCAUUCUACUGAAAAUGUGCCAUUAAAAUAGGCUGAAGCCCAGGGCAGAUAAUGAUAUUUAAUUUUGUUUUUCUGGAAUUAUAAAUACCAUGCAUAAAAUGACAUCUUUUAUAGUAAAGCCAAUGUGUUUUACAAAUUUUGUAUAUUUCAGGAGGAGCUUUCAUAGAAUCAUGGAAUAUCCCGAGAUGGAAGGGACUCAUAGGGGUCAUUGAAUCCAAUUCCUGGAUCCAUGCAGAACCACCCAAAAAUCACACCAUAAGCUUUCCUUAUUCUUAGGAGUCAUUUUCAUAUAUAAACCAUACCUUUCAUUUAUACAGGCUUAUAUUUGAAUUACGGUGACUUAAACAAUCUAGAUGUGGAGUGGUAUGGCUUCCUUCUUUCAUUUAUCAUGAUGGAUGUCUAUAGUAAUUUCACUUACGUGUUUAUACUUGCAUAACACAAGGUCUAUGCAGCCAAG
Molecule: messenger RNA, 5118 nt
Organism: Coturnix japonica (Japanese quail)
Lineage: Eukaryota; Metazoa; Chordata; Aves; Galliformes; Phasianidae
Gene: WDR72
Product: WD repeat domain 72
Biological process (GO): protein localization to plasma membrane
Cellular component (GO): cytoplasm
Molecular function (GO): protein binding
Source: RefSeq, a predicted model, not a curated record